CGCGCUGCGUCCGGAUGCUAUAAAAGAGGCGCGCGGCGCCUGCCACUGUCAGCGAGCGGUCGGUGCUCGAUUGGUUUCGUCUGGAGAAACCAUGGCAGACCGAGAGGAUAGUGUUGCAAUUCCUGAAUUCAGCUUCCUUCUCCAAAUGGAUCCCUAUCUCAAACCGUACGAGAAGGACUUCAAGAGGAGGUAUGAGCUGCUACAGAAGCAGCUUUCACGCCUGGAAGAGGCAGAAGGGGGCUUUGACCAGUUCACAACCAGCUACGAGAACUUCGGCGUUCAUCGGCAGCCUGACAACAACAGCCUGCUUUUCCUGGAGUGGGCUCCUGCAGCUGAGGCCCUCUUCCUCACCGGUGACUUCAAUGACUGGGAGAAAUUCUCCCACCCCUACACCAAGAAAGCGUUUGGCAAGUGGGAACUGAUUCUACCAGCAAAGCACGACGGGACACCCGCCGUGGGCCAUAACACCAAGCUUAAGGUGGUAGUUCACACCAAGGAGGGUGGCCGGCUGUACCGAAUCUCUCCCUGGGCAAAAUAUGUGAACAGGGAGGAGAAGUCCGUCGUCUAUGACUGGGUUCACUGGGAUCCCCCUCAGCCCUAUACUCAAAUCCACCCUCGGCCCAAGAAGCCCACGAGCCUGAGAAUAUACGAGGCCCAUGUGGGCAUCGCCUCACCAGAGGGAAAGAUCGCCUCAUACACCAACUUCACCACCAACGUGCUGCCUCGUAUAAAAGACCUCGGUUACAACUGCAUUCAGCUGAUGGCAAUUAUGGAGCACGCCUACUAUGCAAGCUUUGGAUAUCAAGUUACAAGUUUCUUUGCUGCUUCCAGUCGGUACGGGACCCCCGAAGAACUGAAGCAGCUGAUCGAUGCGGCUCACUCGAUGGGCAUCGUGGUGCUGCUGGACGUUGUUCACAGCCACGCCUCCAAGAACACCGAGGACGGCCUGAACUGCUUCGAUGGCUCCGACUCGUGUUUCUUCCACUCUCCACCCAGAGGGGAGCACAAGCUGUGGGGCAGCCGCCUCUUCAACUACUCCAGCUGGGAGGUGCAGCGGUUCCUACUGUCAAACCUGCGCUGGUGGAUGGAGGAGUACUGCUUUGACGGGUUCCGGUUCGAUGGCAUUACAUCCAUGCUGUACCAUCACCAUGGCAUCGGCAGUGGCUUCUCGGGAGACUACAGUGAGUACUUUGGCCUGCAGGUGGACGAGGACUCUUUGGUCUACCUAAUGCUUGCCAAUCACAUCCUCCACACCCUUUAUCCUGACUGCAUCACUGUGGCAGAGGAUGUAUCUGGGAUGCCUGCUCUCUGCAGAGGAGUGGAGGAAGGAGGGCUUGGGUUUGAUUACAGACUGGCUAUGGCCAUCCCCGACAAGUGGAUUCAGAUCCUGAAGGAGUCCAAGGAUGAGGACUGGGACAUGGGCGAUAUCGUACACACACUGACCAACAGGCGCUAUGGAGAGAAAUGCAUAGCAUAUGCAGAGAGCCAUGAUCAGGCUCUGGUCGGCGAUAAGAGUCUGGCCUUCUGGUUGAUGGACAAGGAGAUGUACACCAACAUGAGCUCCCUGAUUCCCAUGACCGCCGUUAUCGACCGCGGCAUGCAGCUGCACAAGAUGAUCCGCCUCCUCACUCACGGUCUGGGUGGAGAAGGCUACCUCAACUUUAUCGGGAAUGAGUUCGGCCAUCCUGAGUGGUUAGAUUUCCCUCGAGAGGGGAACAAUCAGAGUUACCACUACGCCCGGAGGCAGUUCAACCUGCUGGAAACGGAUCACCUUCGCUACCACCAGCUCUACGCCUUUGACCGGGACAUGAACCGCACCGAAGACAAGUACGGCUGGCUGGCUGCCCCACCUGUAAGGACAAUGAGCACCAUGUGCACACACUCUCAAUGCUUCUUACGUCCCAGAUCCUAUAAUCUAGUUCUCCGCUGCUAUUGUGCCUUAACGUCAAUCUUUGCCAGAUACAAAAUCAAGCUGGAUUCCGAUCAGGAUCUGUAUGGAGGUCACGGACGCCUGGACCACAACACAGAGUUCUACACGGAGCCGCAGCCCUUCAACGGUCGGCCCAACUCCAUGCAGGUCUACAUCCCCUGCAGAACGGCUAUUGUCCUGGCCAACGAGGAGAGAGAUUACUGUUAUUAGAGGAUGAUUGUCUCCACAGAGUCCAGCAUCGAGAAUGGAUUCCAACCUCAAACUGAGUGUUAACAAUCACCUUCAUCUUAAAGCGCCAACCUUGCGCACCACUCAAACCAGUCUUUUUCUAAAUGGGGGGGGGGGGGGCGCGCGCAAUUGUGAGCUUUUGUGAUUUUUAAACUCCAUCUGCAACCGUAGAUGCUGUGUAACCCCAUUAAGUACAGAUCGGUCCGUUUGGGAGGCGUCCAACCUAACCAGCAGCUAGAUGCUAGAACAUAAAACCCUGCCGAGUCCUUCCACCAGUAGCCAGCAGCCAUUUAAAGGCUCUGAUGAAUUUGGCGUGCCAUCUGAAACACACGACCGGCGACUGAGACCGAGGCAACGGAUUCAUCAAGCAUUCCAACAUGAUAAAAGCUCCGAGGAAAUGAAAACAUUUCAGAGUGUAAUGCAUGUUGAUAAACCGUUAACUUUAAUUAUUUUCUAAUUAAAUGACAGUGUCAAAGACGCAAGGAGAUUAACAGUAUCAUAAUUUACAUUGAGGUCCAUCCUGGUAUUUAAUCACUGGUGAUCAGUCUUUCAUAAUUUGCAUUUUGGGACUGUGUACGUAUAAAAAUACUGCAAUUUGCACAAAGUAAUAAGCUGCUUUGAAUUAUUAUACUUUUAAUCAACAGUUGUGUUGUAAUGUUUGAAUUAAGGCAGCUAUUGGGAGCUGUUAUGCGGUUAUUUAUGGCCCUGUUAUUUAGCCAGUCAUUUGCAGCUAAAGCAAAGUGAUAAAAUCAUCUAAUUGGGGUUGUUCGUGCUGUGUUGCAUAAUGCAAAAGUUACGUUGUGUUUUUUUUUUGUUUUCCACUUAACUCAAAGUAAAUCGUGGUUUUCUUCAAUAGUAGAUCCCAUAAGAGUAGUUUGUCAUGUGUUCCCCUAAAUUCCUCUUAGUGUGCUGAAAUAAGUUGGUACUGAUUACAAACACAUCAUUUUUGUGGGUUUUACGAGUGUGACUCACACACCAGACUAGAAUUAGAAGAAUUGAUUAGAAGCCGAAGCGCUCCUUUGGGAUGCGGAAGGAAACAGACGAAGCCUAAAUUCACGCAGGAUGACGAGUGCCUCUCCCGAUUAGCUCAGACUUUUGUCUCAUCCUGAUGAUUGAACAGCAGCUACACUUGUUCCCGUACUGCCAAUAGCUGAUGUGUAUGGAGAUAAUCGAUGAACUAAAACGGAUGAUAGGUGAUUGUUUUUGUGACGGCUGAACUCAAUGUGUCAUUAAAUUGGUCUCUCAUUAC
Pungitius pungitius (ninespine stickleback) is the source of this 3407-nucleotide messenger RNA. It is a transcript of the gene gbe1b, whose product is annotated as glucan (1,4-alpha-), branching enzyme 1b. Bases 92 to 2140 code for a protein of 682 amino acids. The transcript is spliced from 15 exons. Gene Ontology annotation, molecular function: 1,4-alpha-glucan branching enzyme activity; cation binding; hydrolase activity, hydrolyzing O-glycosyl compounds. Lineage: Eukaryota; Metazoa; Chordata; Actinopteri; Perciformes; Gasterosteidae. The record is from RefSeq and is a predicted model, not a curated record. Gene Ontology annotation, cellular component: cytoplasm. Gene Ontology annotation, biological process: glycogen biosynthetic process.